UGCUUUGGGGCCAUUAUUAAUUAAAAUAAGGGUUACUUGAACACAAGCACUGUGCUACCAUAACAAUCUAAUAACUCAGACAGCUACUAAGUGACCAAGGGGCUGGUAAUACACAGUGAAGAUACCUGAGCAAGGAUGAUUUGUGUCCUGGAUGGGAAGGAGCAGGAGGAUGAGUGAUUCCGUCGUGAUACUCAGAAUGGCAUAAAACUUAAAACUUAUGAAUUGUUUAUUCCUGGAAUUUUCCAUUUAAUAUUUUUCAGAUUGCAGUGGUUAAUUGAAACCACAGAAAGCAAAACCACAGGGAAGAGGAACUGCUGUAAUUGCUACCCACUAGCAACUCUCCUUCCCCUAGUUGUGACAAAAAUGUGUUCAGACAUUGCCAAGGGUUCCCUCAGCAGCAAAAUCACCCUGGAUGAGAACCAUUAGCACAAGUGGCUUCAACUAUGUAACUGUCCCUCCAGAAGCCUCCAAAAUUGUGCGGUUAAAAAGAUCAGUGGGUUUCAGAUAAAGCCGACUUCAUUAGGACACAUUCACUCUGCUUGAUACUUUCACUUAGCAGGCAACGUAAGACUCAGUAACACUGUUGAGAGGUAUUAUGGUGCUUGUUUUACAGGCAGCCUUGUUUGCCGAUAGUGAGAGCUAAGAUUUAACAUUUACUUUGUGCCUGGUGCUAUUCUAAGCACUUUAUUCAUUCUAACUCAUUUAAUCUUCAUAAUAUUCCUGUGAGGUAAAGACUAUUAUUAUUCCUAUUUUACAGAUAAGGAAACUGAAUCAGAAUGGAGUUAAAUAACUAGCUCAAGCUAUUAAGUAACAACUGGGAUUCAUACCCAGACACUGGUUUAAGAACCUGUGUCCUCAAGUCUGUGCUGCAGAUGCCAACAGAAGUCCAGGGACGGCAUUACUCUCCCCUCCCCCAUCUACUAAUUCAAGGUGUGUGUUUCCAUCCAACCAGUAGUGUUCAGGUUAGUGGCCCCCUGCUAACACCUCUCCUUUGGAGAACACCACUGGCGGAAGUUCCCUUCACCAGAUGUUGAGUAUGCUUUCCUCAUUUGAUUCUGAUCUGCAUGGAAAAGAUACCUGUCAUCAAGGAGGCAAAUGCCAUGCAAGUACCUCCUGCAUUGCAAGAAACCAGAGACGUUUUGACUUGGAAGUUCAGGAAUUAUCCUCAGACUCGUUAUUUAAAGUGUGGCUGAGGCACCAGCAGCAUAGAGCCCACCUGGGCCCUGGUGAGAACAGUGGAAGUGCAAGCCCCGCCCUCCUGCAAUUUAACAGGAUCCUCCAGAUGCUGUCCCAGAAGGGGUGUAGAUAAAAAAGAGAAUAGUAUAGAACCUGACCUACUCCUAAUGCAAACUCUUGCACCAGGAUGGAAGGAGAAUCUUACCACAAUGCAACUACUGUCAAUGGCACCCCAGUGAGCCACCAGCCUCUGGAACGCCACGGGCUGUGGGAAGUCAUCACCGUUGCCGCUGUGACGGCGGUGGUAAGCCUGGUCACCAUCGUGGGCAACGUCUUGGUCAUGAUCUCCUUCAAAGUCAACAGUCAGCUGAAGACAGUUAACAACUACUACCUGCUCAGCUUGGCCUGCGCAGAUCUCAUCAUCGGGAUCUUCUCCAUGAACCUCUAUACCACCUACAUCCUCAUGGGGCGCUGGGCCCUGGGGAGUCUGGCUUGCGACCUCUGGCUUGCGCUGGACUAUGUGGCCAGCAACGCUUCCGUCAUGAACCUUCUGGUGAUCAGUUUUGACCGUUACUUUUCUAUCACGAGACCCCUGACGUAUCGGGCCAAGCGUACCCCAAAGAGGGCCGGCAUCAUGAUUGGCCUGGCCUGGCUGAUCUCCUUCAUCCUCUGGGCCCCAGCAAUCCUCUGCUGGCAGUACUUGGUCGGGGAGCGAACGGUGCCUCCGGAUGAGUGCCAGAUCCAGUUCCUCUCUGAGCCCACCAUCACUUUUGGCACUGCCAUCGCUGCCUUCUACAUUCCUGUUUCCGUCAUGACAAUUCUCUACUGCCGAAUCUACCGGGAGACAGAGAAGCGGACCAAGGACCUCGCUGACCUGCAGGGCUCGGACUCUGUGGCUGAAGCUGAGAAGAGGAAGCCAGCUCACAAGGCUCUGCUGCAGUCCUGCUUUAGCUGCCCUGGGCCCGCGCUGGCGCAGAGGGAAAGGAGCCAAGCUUCCUGGUCAUCCUCCCGCAGGAGCACCUCCACCACCGGGAAGCCCUCCCAGGCCACUGGCCCAAGCGCUGAGUGGGACAAAGCCGAGCAGCUCACGACAUGUAGCAGCUGCCCCUCCUCGGAAGAUGAGGACAAGCCCGCCGCUGACUCCGACUUCCAGGUGGUCUACAGGAGCCAGGCCAAGGAAAGCCCCAGGGAAGAUUUCAGCACUGAAGAGACCAAGGAAACUUUUGUGAAAGGUCAAACUGAAAAAAAUGACGACGACACCCCCAAAUACUUCCUGUCUCCAGCAGCUGCCCAGAGGCCCAAGAGUCAGAAAUGUGUGGCCUAUAAGUUCCGGUUGGUGGUAAAAGCUGACGGGGCCCAGGAGACCAACAACGGCUGCCGCAAAGUGAAAAUCAUGCCCUGCUCCUCCCCAGUGUCCAAGGACCCUUCGACGAAAGGCCUGGAUCCCAACCUCAGCCAUCAAAUGACCAAACGAAAGAGAAUGGUCCUUGUCAAAGAGAGGAAAGCAGCCCAGACGUUGAGCGCCAUUCUCCUGGCCUUCAUCAUCACGUGGACCCCUUAUAACAUCAUGGUCCUGGUUUCCACCUUCUGUGACAAGUGUGUCCCAGUCACCCUGUGGCACUUGGGCUACUGGUUGUGCUAUGUCAAUAGCACUGUCAACCCCAUCUGCUAUGCCCUCUGCAACAGAACCUUCAGGAAGACCUUUAAGAUGCUGCUUCUCUGCCGAUGGAAAAAGAAAAAAGUGGAAGAGAAGUUGUACUGGCAGGGGAACAGCAAGCUCCCCUGAAAAGUUAGCAGCUCCCCUCAAAAGAACGGCCAUCACUCACUUCCUCUGAGGAUGCGCAAGCUGGUUCGGGUUGGCUGAUUUUCAAAAUAGACAUCUGUCAUUUUGAGUCCCUGAGGACUUUGUAAAGGCUUGAGGUCUGUCACCAAAAGAAAUGAGUCACACCUGCCACAGUUGCUGCCACAUAGAAUUAUACUUAUCUGUAACUGAGGCCGCCUGAUGCCACUGGAGUGUCAUUGAAGAGGACAGACUAGUGGCGCUUCACAGGCAUGUUGGGUCAUGGUGAACAAUGACUGAGGGAACCUUUGUCUAACCUUCUUUGGGGAGCAGCAGGGACCAGCUGGAAACCUCUCCCCUGUGGAACCUGUUGUACAGUUUUGCGCAGUAUGUGUGUGUCUAUGGAGUUGUCCCGCGCCGUGAGAACCAGGGGAAUGUCAGUCAGUGUUACCUAUUAACAGGAGUGUUACUCAGCUGGCUUCUAAGACUUUCUUUAUAAACCGAUCAGUAUUUAUUUACGAAGUAUUUAUUAUACAGCUAUGUGUUCUGCACUGUGGUAUGUUUUCCUGUCCCUACACCUGAGCAAAGCUUAUGUUAUUCUCUUUCAAAACGGAUGCCAAUUCCUGGUACUAUUGAAACCAUGCUGGCCCCCAUCCUUCCUUUCAGAAGCCUGCGUCUGGGAGGGCCUGAAACCUGACCACACCCAGUCCGAGACAGGGGCCUCUACUCGGCUAACAAAGAUAUCAAGUCUCCAGUCAGUUAUGUUUUACUGGUGGGAGUUUUUUCCUAGUUUUCUAAACAAAUAUUGUGCAUUCUGUUUUGUGUCCGUUUAAACCCCUUUAUUCAUGCUCUAUUCUUAGGAAGACUAGUAGUAACACAGCCCUUCACGGAGUAAAGAUCUUCUACAGGCUAUUUCCUCAGGGUUCUCUUAAAUUGUGUUCAGAGGUCUUAUUUUCUAAUCUCUUUGCAGGCAAACCUGAGGCUAAUGUGGAAAACAAAUUUGGUGUCACUCCAUGUUUUUGAACUUCUUCUAGGGCCUUUAGCAGGCCCCCAAUUUCCCUCAUUCAGACCCCAGUUCAUACCUAGGCACAAGCAGGUCACUGUGGAGCCUCCAGCCAAAAGUGGGGGGACAGCAGCGGAAAGGUUUUAUUAUUUUUUAUAGGUCCUCCGAUCACAGUUCAGAAAUGACUGACUUAUUCCCCUUCAAAUUCAUGGUCAAAGAUGAGAAGUCCAGAAAAGUAAAGUUGAGGUCCAGUGAAGCUGGCUAUGGCCAUUAAAAAUGAAAGAUGAGGCUUUAAAAACAAAAUAUAGGUCACAAUAAUGUAUGAAAAUAUAGCGGUUAUAUCAAAUAUAGAGUAUCAGGAUUAUUAAAAACCAAAUUUAACUGAAAUCUCUGUGUACAUAAACUGAAUCUAAGACGUUUCUGUGAUAGUUCUGAAAAUAAACCAAUGUGCAAGAAAUUGAAACUACAAAACAGUGCAUGCAAUUAAUGAAAGAUCCACAAAGAAGGCAGCAAGGGGAAAUUGAAAGAUGAAGCACUCCUGCCAGACAGGGUUCCUUGUUUAACCUGUUCACCGUAUCUGUGAUGUGUUUAAAAACCUUCAGACUUCAUUUCACUUAAUACAGGCCUGCUCUUUCUCAGCCUCAUUUGCUAAGAAGAUGUAAAAAUAGUUGGUUUAGCUGUCCUGGGAAUUAGGCAUGUACUUGAGGAUAGGAGAGCUUCACCCAACCCCUGACAAGCAAAUCAGCCUCUUACAAAGUCCCAAGAAUGCUUCAGGCAGUAGAAACGCAGGCCGAGCCUCCAGCCCUCUAGGGACUCAAUGUUGAGAUGUAACAUCUUGAGAGGAAUGUAGCUGCUGAGCGUUUGGGAAGGGCAGGUUGACACCUGCCAAGAAUUUGAUAAAGAAUAUUAAUUAAUUGGCUCAGUUCUCCAAGACAGAGGCUCCCAGGCUUAUGUGAUGCCAACAGGGUGUGACUUCAUGAGCAAACCUGCUCCACCAGCUCUAGAUAAGCAGGUGGGUUUUUCAGUUUAAGGCUUUGGUUCCUGAGAAAAAUGAAAAUCCCUCCAAGAGAAUAACAGGACUUUGAGCCCAUGUUGGGCAUUCACUGUUCAAAGAGAGAGAAGAAAAACAAGCUAAUUUAAUCAAAACAACACAGAAUUUGAAGCAGGAGGGGGAGCGGAGGGGCAGUGUUGGAGGUAUCCUGUCACACUCCACGGUGGCCUAGGACUUUUUGUUCAUCAUAUGUGACAUUAAUGGAGAGGCCUGUGCUUCCUUAUCAUUGGUUUUUGGAGACAGCCAGUUUUGCAGACUACCUAUGCCCUUUGGCAUAGACACACACACACAAAAAAGCCCAAACUAGGGGAGACUAGCAUCGGGCCUCUGGUGGAGUCCUCAGAAGGAAGAUCCAAAUAUAAACUGCAAGGCAUGGGCUAACUUCAGAUCUUAGGCCUUUUAUGCCCCCAAUUUCCCAUGCUCUGUCUAGGGUAAACGAUGUACAGCUUUGUUUGACUAGUUACCUACUGGAUGCUGCUAUGUUGCUAACUUCGUGUUUCUCCUUGGCUGUGAAUUUGAUAACUUGUUGAGGAAUCUCUUUUCAGUAUGAUUUUUGUUUAAAGCAUUUUGUCAAUAUUCCCGGCCUCUGCUUUGCUCCUUCGGUCAGUGUUCGAGGGAGACGCUGAUGCUCUGCUCUUUGUAAUUGUGAAAUCUGCACCUAAUCUCUGGACUGGAAUAUUCAGUUGUCUACUAUAAAUACUGGAAGUAUAGCAAAGGAUGUGGGGACUGGGCUGCUUUUGUAUAUUGUACAAGCAUCAUUCUGGAAAUUAAAGAAAUUUAACCACA
Messenger RNA from Miniopterus natalensis, 5796 nucleotides. The record is from RefSeq and is a predicted model, not a curated record. Lineage: Eukaryota; Metazoa; Chordata; Mammalia; Chiroptera; Miniopteridae.